This is a messenger RNA of Epinephelus lanceolatus (giant grouper), 4049 nucleotides long. RefSeq lists its product as uncharacterized. The record is from RefSeq and is a predicted model, not a curated record. Lineage: Eukaryota; Metazoa; Chordata; Actinopteri; Perciformes; Serranidae.
CGCCGUACGUGAAGAGCCUGGUGACGCGAGGCUACGUUUUGUUAACCCAUUUUUGGUGACGCUUUUAUACUGAAAUGUACGACCCGGAAGUCCUGUUGUUUUUCUGACGAAGUGAAAAUACAGGAAAACACAAGCCGGGGACUUCUGUGAACUCAAGGUAAACACACAGAGCAUGGAGCUCCUUGCCAAUCUAGAGAUCUACAUCCCAGUGGAAGCUGAGGUGAAAAGCAUCCCUAUACGGAGCUUACCAAAGUCAGUGCUUAGACGAAUUGGCCUCCCUCUGUCUGACUCUGAGGGCUCCAGAAAGCUCACAGACUCUGCAGAAGGCAUAUGGAUUUGUCCAGUAAUCAUGCGGAUGAAAGGCCAGAAAUGUGCCACCAACACAGGGAACAGUGUGGUGGAGAACAUGUCCUCACUGCUGGGCAAAGAGUUUAGGGCUCAGCCGGGUCCCUUCCAAAUGUCCUUUGUCUCCGCCAAUCCCACAGCUUACAAGGUACUGAAGGACAACAUACCUGGAAAAAAUGUCUCCACACACACAUCUCAUCUCACCUCCCCAUUACCUCAUGGCACAGCAUCGCAGACAUAUGAAGAUGCUGUUGUCAUUUACCACGGAAACGUUUACCUGUCUGCCAGGAGGCCCAGUCAAAGACGGAUUCAACGAGAGACUCGUGAUCCACAGCCAGCGUCUCUGUCUUCCAUUCCUUCAGCAUCAGACUUGUCAUCUAAAAGCCAGAAGAAGCACGGCUCUUCGGAGGCUUCUAUUGAACCUACAGACACAAAGCCAAAAAGGAAGAAACUACGUGUCAUUUUGCCCCAAACCUCCUCGAAACAGUUAAAGGAUUGUCUCAUAAAAAAAGAUCAUCUCUCCACCACAGACCGGGAGCUGCUUAAUGACCACAGGCCCAAAGAGAAACACACAACAUGUAAAGUAACCCACAGUGACAAGGAGAAGGAUGUGACACACAGAGCAAGUGAUUUAUCCUCAUCCAAAACUGCACAUAGUGUCCUUCAGUCCACUGACAGUCUACACAAAGUGGACAGUCAUAAAGAUGCUGAUGGAGAGCAGUCUGCAGAGAAAGCAGCAGGCACAGGGCCAGCGUGGCUUCAGCCUCAGGGGGAGCAGGAGGAGGUGUUCAACAAUGACAGUGGUGAAUGUGAGCUACGGGACCUGGGCAAUAAGGAAGCUGACUAUAUUCAAAUUGGCAGUGGUGAAUCUGAUAGCAUAGUUGGUAUUGUAGAGCAAAGAAGCAACCAGAGCUGGACCAGGAGAGAGUCUCAGGGUGCAGCUCAUGCCUUUACGUCACUACUGGAGUGUGACUUCAAGGGGCUGGCAGAGGAGGAGGCGAUUGAUCGAAUGAAGGCCAAACUCAGAAAGCAAGAAGCUACUCUCAACAGCCUGCCCUCUUCAUAAUGACAGCUCAGUCAGAGUGAGAAGCAGUAAUGAUGUUUUAGUUCUCCAGAAUAUGAUUAGGAACUUAAGGAGACUCUGCUGUGUAGGAUUUAGGAGGAAUCGUAAAUUGGCAGAAAUGGAACAUAAUGUUCCUGACUAUGUUUUCAUUCAUGUAUAAUCACUUGUUUUGAAUUAUUUACAGUAGCCCAGAAUGGACAAACCAAACACAGGCUAUAGAUAGGGCCAUUUGCAUAUUCGUGUCAGCCACCGUGGUUCUACAUCAGUGAUACUGAACUUACAGCCGACAGGCCAGAUUUAGCCCACAAUAGGGUGCCUUGUCACCCCCCAACCACAUUUCAGUUCACAGUGAAAUUAAAGUGAUUCACACUGGGAGUUUUAUUUGUACUUUUAACAUACAUUAAGUUGUUUUUACACAGCUGCUUGUCAACUGCCCUGACAACCAUCUAUGUUCAAAACCUCUUUUCCUCUGCUGCCUUCCCCUCACUGAAAUGACUGGAGGCAGUGAGUUACUGUGGUGUGAACACAAUGCAAGGUGCCAGGGUACAUAAUAAAGGAUGAUACUAGAGCUUGUUUAUCAAAAAAAAGCUAGGGGAGGAUCCCCUGGUCCUUAACAGAAGUCUUAGCUAAGCUUUGAAUGUCCUCAUAUCCUAGGAACACCCCUGCAUACAUGUGCGGGGCUGCUGACUGGCCCCGGGGGGCCGCAUUUCACAAAAGUGGCCCCCAGGAAAAACAAGUUGAGUAUCGCAGUUCCACAUGCUUAUAACAUGGAUAAGUUUCAGUUGGUUGCAACAUGCAGUCUCACCAGCAGAUGCCACCAAAUCCCGCACACUAGAUCGGUAAAAACAGGAUACUAGUGUGCAUGGAAACUGACUUGGUGACAGGAUGAUUGAAAGCUAGAAAUUGUAUUUCCUUACAGUCCCUGUGAAACGGAAGUUAUAGCUUCUUUAGUUUCUGUACUGUGAUAUAUUUUCCAGUGAAACAGAAUACUUGAGCGGUGAACAGUAACACAAGGGAGUCACAUCCAAUCCUUUGCAUUUGAAUGGACAACGACAAAACACUUUUGUCGUUGUUGGAUCAGGAGGACGAGGGAGAGAUGCAUGAAUUAGAUCUGAGCAACAUUGUAUUGGUAAUAAAAACAAAGGUUUUGUUCUUCAGCUUUAUUUGAUUAUCGUUUUACCUGGUUUUACACAAAAAGAAAAGACGGGGUUUUUUUUCUUUUUGAUUAAAACUUGUAAAAUAUUUUCAUUUUAUUUUUGAGGACUUCCAUAUUUGCUCUGAAUGAUGGAUACUGUUGUUUUCUGACUCGUAACCUUUCCUCUAGGGUUGCAUGAGGCCAAGCUUUACAUGUGACCUAAAUGGUGCAUUCCAAUAGCACUGGGAAGUUAGAAUUUCCCAGUUCCCAAUUGGAAAUUUCCAUUGGAACAACCCUUUAAGUUAAAUUUCUGGAAAGCUGGAGGAACUUCACCAACUCCUACCUCAAAAUCCAAGGCUGAUCUGUGCAUCAGCAGUAGUGAAAGCUGUUGUAAUAUGCUGUUCAUUAGCACUUCUGUCCUAUUUGUGUCUCAUUGGAACAGUCAUACACACGGUCUCGUCCAAUUCCACAGACAUGAACAAUUCUGUUUGUGGAAUUGUUCCUACAAUGUUUGUAUGAGCAAAAGACAGAAUAAUGUGUUGUUAUGGACAGGUACUGCUUUUGUCAUUCCCAGCUCCAAAUUAUGACUUACUAGGUAAAUGGAAGGCAGCAAAACUGCUGUUGAGACUGCACUCAGCUCUCUCAAGAGACAUGGUCAUGUCAUAGUGGUGAUUUUUAUCUAACUUUCUUGAGAAAUGCUUGUCAUAAUGGGAAUAUUAUAUGUAGAUAAAUGUCAGUUUUCCUCAAUUUGUCAAUUUUGCUGCUUUGCUCUGGGACCCUUGUUUCUCUCAGUUCCAUUUAUUAAGUGCAACACACACCGCCGCCAUACGCCUCGCAUCAAAACGCCCGCCUCCAUUAUAUUCUAUGAACCAACCCACACUGGCGUCGGCCGACGCACCGCGCCGCUCUGCUUCAGCCCACUGCUCUAUUUCCAGCUCGGCCGGCGCUCAUGGCAGCGCUGCGAGAAAAGCCUUUUAUGUACGUUUCGGCCGCCGUAGUAUCAACUCCGGUUUUUCCUCCUCUUCUUCUUCCGUUACAAGCAGUUGGCAACCGUUGGCAACUAGUGUAGGUACAGCCACCUAGAGGGCUGGGGUGGGAAAUACACGUCAACGCUGCCGCUGCGCACCGCUGCCUGUGUGUGUUGGGGAGCGGCACUUGGCGCUGUGUGUUGCACUUUAUAGUUAUGUACACAAAUCUUAUACCUUGCUGACUUUUUAAGAGUCUGAAAACAGGUGCUCACCUGUUGUUUUGGUGACUCAAACAGGAGACUUUUCGCAUCCAUCCAAACUUGUCCCUGAAUUGAUUAAAUUCAGCAAGUUAAGUUAUGUGCUUGUGCCUCUGGUGAAAUAUCAUUUAUUGUCAAAGAUAUAAUGUUGAACAUAGACAGUCACCUUUGGCCAAGUUUUUGGUAUUGUUUUUAUUUUUUUUUUUUUUCAAACAAAAUCUCAUAGAAUAUAUUUCUGUUGCUGCAAAUAUUUAUGUCUGCAAUAAAAAAAAAUGUGUGUA